UGCGUCUCUGGGUUUAGAAUCUCUGAAAUAAGUAGCUAACACUAAAAGCAAAUAUUUACAUCUGUGAGUUCACUCAAAUAUUUUUGACGAAUUGUAACAGUCAGCCAUAACGUUAGCUGGUUUAGGUAAGGCAUGUUUUUUGACAAAUCAUACACGUUGGGUGGCGUUUUAUAAAAUGGAAGAGUCGUGGGAUUUCGAGUUUUUAUCCCGUAUUGUGGACGGGUUUGUGUCGUUUCUUUCCGAAUUUGUGGAUGACUGGUUGGCUAAUGAUAUGAGAGUGUCAAUAUUCAAGAUCUUGUUUAGCUGGCUUGUUGUCAGUCUCAUUGCCAUCCACUUCGCUUGGAGAGUUUACGGAAACACUGUGAACGAUAUGUAUUACCGACAAGGUACUGGUGGACAGAAUGGAGGCACACCUGACACUGCACCUCACCGCAGUGGAUGGUAGGUGUCCAAGCAUCCAUGUGUCUCCCUCCAGGGAGAGUGCUGCAGGAGACACCAUCAAGACACACCGUGAGUGACAGUCGGGACAUAACAAGUUGGACUACAUUCUACUUGCUCUCUGUCUAAUCAGACAGUAUUGCUGAGUGGACACAGACUUGAUAUGUUGUGCCUUUUCAAAUGGGCUGGAGUUCAUUGAGGUGGGCCUGCAGACGCUUCCUUACUCUACGCUGAAAAAUUAUUUUCCCCGGAUGGUUGUCAUGAAGAGGUAACUGUUAUCAGGCUCAGUUUACAUCCAGACAGCCACACCAUGCGAUAAGCUAAGAUAUUCUCUCAUAUGCCAUAUCUUUUUAAAUCUCAUAUUUUAAAAUGUAGCUCAUGUAAAUUUUUACCGCCUUUGAUUGGUGAGCCAUUAAAAUAUCUAUCCAAGUCUAUGUCCUCUGAUUGGUUGUAGAUUGAACUGAAAUGUUAUUCUAAUCUACCGGUAGACAGAAUCUGAAAAGACUCGACAACUGCUGUGAGUUGUGACUGCUGUUAUGUUCAUAACAUGUUAUUGUAUAAAUAAGGAGCUGUUUUUAUUUCCACUGGAGCAAGGCUACAUAGUAAUCCAUGAAGAGUGCGCUGGAGCAAGACUACUGUGGAGAAAGUGGUCAGAGAUAGAAGCCUUACAUCAAAUGGCAGCUCCCCUCAAACUCUGAUUUCUUUUUCUUGACAGACUCAUAUUAUUAUACUCGUUGUACACCCCUUCUAUGGCUGGAACCUCCAUAUUGAGAAGGAGCAAAUGCAUGAGGCCUCUGACUGUCUUCUGAUUGCUAUAAAAAUAUAAAACA
Molecule: messenger RNA, 1268 nt
Organism: Salvelinus namaycush (lake trout)
Lineage: Eukaryota; Metazoa; Chordata; Actinopteri; Salmoniformes; Salmonidae
Gene: tcta
Product: T cell leukemia translocation altered
Exons: 3
Coding region: 176-445 (89 amino acids)
Source: RefSeq, a predicted model, not a curated record